Messenger RNA from Talpa occidentalis (Iberian mole), 3640 nucleotides. Its product is annotated as zinc finger protein 665-like. The transcript has 5 exons. Lineage: Eukaryota; Metazoa; Chordata; Mammalia; Eulipotyphla; Talpidae. Bases 578 to 2299 code for a protein of 573 amino acids. Gene Ontology annotation, biological process: regulation of DNA-templated transcription. The record is from RefSeq and is a predicted model, not a curated record.
CCCCUAUUUCCCAUCAGCCCCUGCUCAGGGGGCGGGGCCUGGAAAGCUGCACCUGCCACUGUUCAGUUGGCCGUGAGCGCCACCCACUGGCUCGGAGGGUCCCCCUCGCUGUCCCGCGUGGGAACUACCGGCGAAACUUCCGAGCCCCAGAGGACCCCUGGUCUUUGGGGGUGAAUAACCUGCUUGUUUUUACACCACCUCUCCCGCUGAGGCCUCUCUGUGCCUCCGGAACUGGCGUCCAGGCAUCCGAAGAGCCCAGACGGGACUCCGCUCAGGACGCCCGCUGUUCCUGCAGCCGCAGGAGCCCCAACAGCCUCAGGCGCGAGCCGUCCGGAGUGUCCGUUACCGCCGCCGCUCGCGCCGCGCGGGGACGCGGUCGCAGCCCGACGGCCCAAGUCCAGGGAUUUUGUAAGCUGCUUUGUAGGUUUUCCUAAGCCUCUGGUUGCCGCGGUCAAGGGUCCAGCGGUGGGAAUCUCCAGCACUCUUCUCGGGUUAUUUGAUAUCCUUUAUAUGUCGGACAGGGUGUGAUUUCUCCACAUACUGUGUCCUAAGGAAUCAGAAGGAGAGAGAGGAAGAAAUGGCAGGUUGUCAGGAACUGUUGACCUUCAGAGAUGUGUCCAUAGAGUUCUCCCAGGAGGAGUGGGAAUGCCUGGACCCGGCGCAGCGGGAACUAUACUGGGAUGUGAUGUUGGAGAACUACAGCAACCUGGUCUUCUUGGCUACUUUGUCUCAUGACAUCUGUGUCUCAUUGCCACAGUCAGGCACAGGUUAUUUAUUACAUAAAGAGUUACUAGGAAGACAUGGAAGGAGGGAUCUUGGGAAUUUACACCAACUAAGAGACUGGGAUUGUGACGGUCAGAGUGCUUGCCAUGAAGUUGGUCACAACCCAACUGGAACACUCACCCAUAAGAAUUUCCUUUCUGUCAAAAGAACUCAAAUAUGUAAGUUCCAUUGGGAACCCCACUUGGAGUCAGAUACUUUUGUAGAACCAUGUGCAACUGAAAGCAAAGACCCACUGGAAUUUUUCAGCCAUACACAUACCCUGAAUGGAAAAUUUAAACAUCUGGAAAGUCACUUGGUUUCUACUGCAUAUAAUCAUUCAAACAGUUUAGAAUGUAGAAUGGGAUUCACCUUUAAUCCAAAUACUUCUGAAAACCACAGAUAUGAAAAUGAUGAUCAAGUUUUGAAAUAUAAUCAAAUUGAGAUGUGUUCAGAACUUACUCAUCAUCAGAGCAUGCAUACUGGAGAGAGAUCUCUCAACUGCCAAGAAGGGGGCGAUGUCUUUAACUGGCGCUCCAGCCUCCCUGGAUAUCAGGCAAUAACUUCUGCAGAGAUGCGGUACCAAUGCAAACACUGUGGUAAGAGCUUUCAUUGGCAUUCAAGGCUUACUGCACAUCUGUACAUUCACACUGGAGAAAAACCUUACAUAUGUAAAGAAUGUGGUAAAGCCUUUAAACAGCAUUCGUACCUUACUAAACAUGGAAGAAUUCAUACCGGAGAAAAGCCACGCAAGUGUAAAGAAUGUGGCAAAGCCUUUUUAUCCCACACUGAACUUUCUUAUCAUCAGGCAGUUUGUACUGGAGAGAAACCUUACAGAUGUAAUGACUGUGGCAAAGCCCUUAUGUGCUCUUCUAGUCUUUCCCGUCAUCGGAGAAGUCAUACUGGAGAGAAGCCAUACAAGUGUGAAGAAUGUGGUAAAGCCUUUAGAGAGUAUGCAUACCUUGUUGUACAUCAGAGCGUUCACACUGGAGAGAAACCAUACAAAUGUAAUGAAUGUGGCACAUCCUUUAAACGGCAAUCACAUCUGUCUCAACAUCUGAGAAUUCACACUGGAGAGAAGCCUUACAAAUGUAAAGAAUGUGGCAAAGCCUUUAGCAAAUCCUCAAACCUUACUCAACAUGAAAGAAUUCACACCAGAGAGAGGCCUUGCAAAUGUUACAAAUGUGGCAAAACCUUUUUAUACCGCUCUGAACUUUCUUACUAUCAGGCAAUUCGUACUGGAGAGAAGCCAUACAAGUGUAAAGAAUGUGGCAGAGCCUUUAUGUGCUCUUCCAGUCUUUCCCGUCAUCAGAGACAUCAUACUGGAGAGAAGCCGUACAAGUGUAAAGAAUGUGGCAAAGCCUUUAUGUGCUCUUCUAUUCUUUAUCGUCAUGAGAGAACUCAUACAGGAGAGAAGCCGUACAAGUGUGAAGAAUGUGGCAAAGCCUUUAGAGAGUAUUCAUAUCUCAUUGCACAUCAGAGAGUUCAUACAGGAGAGAAAUCAUACAGAUGUAAUGAAUGUAACACAUUCUUGAAAUAGCCUAUCUUACCAUGAGACAAUUCACACUAGGGAGAAACUUCAUAAAUGUAAAGAGUGUGACAAAGCCUUCAGCAGUCCUUAAACCAUACUCAACAUAAAAGAAUUCACACUGGAGAGAAGUCUUGCAAAUGUUAUGAUUUGGGAAAACUUUUAACUGGACCUACAUCCUCUCUCAGCACCAGAGUGUACACACUGGACAGAAACUCUGCAAAGGUAUUAAAUAAAAAAUGACUUGUCCUUGACACACACUUUAGAAGGUUCCAGUGUUCAGAAUGGUAAAAAUGUAAAGAUGUAAAAACUACAGUAGUGGAUGUAAUUGGGAGUCUAAAUAUAUGUCAGAGUAUAUGUUCACAGUAGAGCAAUAUGUCGAAACCACUCUGCAAACAUUACUUUAAAUCAGAGUAUUUAGGUGGAUAAACAUCCAAAGUUACUUAGAUGACUUUUUUGUUAUGCAUGUUUUCAAGUUUCAUGGGGUUGGAUGUUUGGACAGGUAUGAUUUUUCAAUGUAUUUAUUUUUAUUGACCUUGCUUGAAGUGUUUUGAAAAGGAAAUAUUAAUGUUUUUCAACUCCCUGAUGACAUUAGGCUAUGCUUUCAUUCCUUGUAUAUAUGGGAAGUCAUGUGUUUGACUGUUGCUGUCUCAGAGACUUGGUAGGCCCUUCUGUAUUUGGCAGAAUUCACUGAUAUCCACUACCCCAUCAGAGUUAAAGAAACACUUUAAUUUACAUUAUAUGAGGAAAAAUCUAAGAUGAGAUACUUAUCUAAAACUGGUAUGUCACCAAGAAAUAAGUGUUUAGGGCAUCUUUGAUUGCAUUUAGUUAAUACAGAGGAACAUACUAAAUUUCAAAAAGUUUUACCAACUACCCUUUAAGAAAAAUAUGGUAGUACAUUAAGACACUCUAUAUCUUCAUAAUUACAAAAGACAGAAUUCAUGAAUAUCUGUUGAUGUGGCUGAAAUAGUGAUCUUCAUGGGUAUAGGUAUUCAGGAAAAUUGUAGAUAAAACUUCCAUAAAGGGCAUGCAUUUUUCACAUUUAUAUUUUCCAAAUAAUUCACCUCAGUGAAUUCCAUGGCUUUGAAAACCAUGCCAGUAACAACUAGAUCAUUAUGUUGAUGCGCAAACAUGCUUCUUGAAUGCCUGUAAUGCAGUGUGUGUGUGUGUGUGUGUGUGUGUGUCUUUUGAGAACAGAUAAGGCAGAUUUAUUGAAAUACCCUUCAAGGGAGCCAGGAGUGAGAUGGGAGAUAUCCUCUGUGCCUCUAUUCUAUAUUUUGACCAAAGAUCAUACCACAAUAUGUUUAUUUAAAUCUUAUGUGAACUUAUGUACUUUAAUAAAACUUUUUCUUU